This is a messenger RNA of Schizophyllum commune H4-8, 619 nucleotides long. Its product is annotated as UPF0041-domain-containing protein. The record is from RefSeq and is a predicted model, not a curated record. Gene Ontology annotation, cellular component: mitochondrial inner membrane. NCBI's taxonomy places the organism in Eukaryota, Fungi, Basidiomycota, Agaricomycetes, Agaricales, Schizophyllaceae. The coding region runs from base 206 to 619 and encodes 137 amino acids. The transcript is spliced from 5 exons. Gene Ontology annotation, biological process: pyruvate import into mitochondria.
CGGGGUCGUCGUGCGUGGGCCGUGAGGGCGCGAAGGAGGCGCUGGUGGCCGCGCGGGGCAGCCCUCUCGAUCAGUCUACGCGCCCGACGCGCCACGCGCGAGGGGCCGACGCGCACGUGGCCUGAUCGCCCGAAUUUACCGAGGAUGACAGCCGUAAGCCGUUACGCUCCUUGCUCCUGCCCCCACCUUCCCCUCACUCUCCACAAUGGCCAGCACGUUUGUCAACUGGUUGAAGUCCCCUGCCGCGCGGGAAUACUUCUUUAGCACGCACUUCUGGGGCCCUGUUGCCAACUGGGGGCUGCCUCUCGCCGCGCUCGCGGACCUUCGCAAGGAUGAGGAAGUCAUUUCGGGCACUAUGACCACUGCGCUCAUGACCUACUCCAUGGUCUUCAUGCGCUUUGCAUGGCGCGUGCAGCCACGGAAUUAUCUGCUCUUCGCCUGCCAUGCUACCAACGCUACUGCCCAGUCCAUCCAGGAAGCGCGCUUCGUGAAGUACUGGUAUGGGGGCGGUCGCGAGGAGAAGCUCGGAACAUCUGGCAAGAUAGCAGAUGCCGCGGAGGAGGCGAAGGGCAAGGUUACUCAGGCCGUUGAGGAAGUGAAGAACGCUGCGCAAAAGUGA